UGGUUCGGUGUUUUAGAGCUUCAGCGGAGAGAAGCCGUUAGAUGUUAGUUGUUAGUUGUUACUAAAUCAUCGGUUCAUUUAGUUGAAAACCGAUGAUUUAGUUGGUUAAUCAGAGAUGGACCGACACCGGAAACAGCUGCAGGUGGUUUUAGAACCGGAAGCGAAGCCGCGAGGAGAAGUUUUACCUUCAGAUGUACGAAAAGUGAUUGUUGGUGAAGAAGAGCGACAGGAGUGGAGCUCCAGUCUGGACCAGGAGGACCCAGAGCCCCCACACAUUAAAGAGGAACAGGAGGAACUCUGGACUAGUCAGGAGGGAGAGCAGCUUCAAGGGCUGGAGGAGGCUGAUAUCACUAAGUUCACAUUCACUCCUGUCCCUGUGAAGAGUGAAGAUGAUGAAGAGAAACCUCAGUCCUCACAGCUUCAUCAAAGACAAACUGAACAGAUGGAAACAGAAGCUGAUGGAGAGGACUGUGGAGGACCAGAACCAGCCAGGAACUCAGAUCAAGAAAAAAAUACAGAACCAGAUACUGACUACAAGUCUUCAGACUCCUCUGAGACUGAAGUCAGUGAUGGUGGUUGGGAGGAGACCAGAGAACCUCAGUCAGGUUUAAACUCUCAGAAGAAUGAUGACGUCAUUGUUGGUGAUAUUAACUGUAAUUCUGUUGAAAGAUCAUUUAGCUGCUCUGAAUGUGGUCAAAGAUUCGGCCGCAAGCCACAUCUGAGUGCACACAUGAGAAUUCACACGGGAGAGAAACCAUUCAGUUGCUCUUUUUGUGGUAAAAGAUUUUCUCAAAAGGGAAACUCAAUUAGUCACAUGAGACUUCACACAGGAGAGAAACCUUUCAUCUGCUCCAUCUGUAAAAAAAGUUUUAGAUAUAGUGGAGAUGUUAGCAGACACAUGAGGAUCCACACAGGAAAGAAAACGUUCAACUGCAACGUUAGCGACAUGGUCAACAGUAACAUUCACACAGGAUCAGAACCAGCAGGGAACUUAGAUCCCAAAAGUAAUUUACAACCAGACACUACUGAUAAACCUUCAGAUAACGAGACUGAAGUCAGCGAUGAUGGUUGGAAGGAGACCAGAGAACCUCAGUCAGGUUCAAACUCUGAUGAUGUCUCUGUAAGCGAUGAGAGAUGCAUCACUGACAACGAGUCAUUUAGCUGCUCUGAGUGUGGGAGAACAUUUUGUCGCAGGGACCAUCUGAUGAGCCACAUGAGAACUCACACAGGAGAGAAACCAUUCAGCUGCUCUGUUUGUCAGAAAUGUUUCAGCUGCAGUGGAAACAUUUUGGCACACAUGAGAAUUCACACAGGAGAGAAACCGUUUGAAUGCUCAUCUUGUGACAAAAGUUUCAGCCAGAAAGGAACUUUGCAGCUACACAUGAGAAUUCACACAGGAGAGAAACCAUUCAGUUGCCCAUUUUGCGACAAAAGAUUUGCACAUAAAAGACGUAUGACGCUGCACAUGUCAGUCCACACAGAGGAGAAACGUUUCAGCUGCAGCGCUUGUGACAAAAGAUUCACUUGGUAUACGCAGCUCAAAACCCACAAGUGUGUCGGUGAGUCCUCACAGCUUCGUCAAAGGCAAACUGAGAAAAAGGCUCCUACCAAGGAAUCAUUCAGCUGCACUGAGUGUGGUAAAACAUUUAGCCUUAAGGGCAAUCUGAAGACACACUUGAGAAUUCACACAGGAGAGAAACCAUUCAGUUGCUCCGUUUGUGGCAAAUGUUUUAAACAAAACAUACAUCUGACGGAGCACAUGACGAUUCACACGGGUGAAAAACUGUAUAAAUGUAGUGUUUGUGGCAAAGGAUUCAAUAAGAAGUCACUAGUAAAAAAACACCCGUGUGUUUAAUCCUCAUGUCAGAUAUUGAUCACAUCCUGAAUUCAUGGAUUUAUAUUUACAAAUAUAACAAGUGAAUUGUACGACAGUGUAUAAGGGCCACUGCAGGUAAAAAAAGAUAAAUUAUGGAGGCGGGGAAAGGGGGUAAUAUUCCAAGAAUUAAAGUGGUAAAUUUACGAGAAAUAAAAUCAUAUUUACAAGAAGAAAAAUCAAAAGUUUUUUGAGAUUAUAAAGUAAUAAAUUUGUGUGAAAACAAUCGUAAAUUUUCUGAGAUUAAAGUAAAGAAAAUGUGAGAAAAACCCUGGAAAAAUUGUGUUGUUUUUUUUGUCAAGGCCCCACAUCGCUCAAGUUUGCAAGUUUAAAGCAACCUCGUCAUUGCCGUGUAUUAUGAAUUAAAUCUCAGAAAUUCUGAGUUUUUUCUGUGGGUAUUACCCCCCCAACUCUGUUAUUAAAAAAAAAAAAAAGUUUUAC
Sebastes umbrosus (honeycomb rockfish) is the source of this 2314-nucleotide messenger RNA. Its product is annotated as zinc finger protein 135-like. The coding region runs from base 116 to 1855 and encodes 579 amino acids. Lineage: Eukaryota; Metazoa; Chordata; Actinopteri; Perciformes; Sebastidae. Gene Ontology annotation, biological process: regulation of cytokine production; negative regulation of transcription by RNA polymerase II; regulation of immune system process. The transcript is spliced from 2 exons. The record is from RefSeq and is a predicted model, not a curated record.